AAAACCGAUUCCUGGGAAUCUUGAUCGUUCUUGAAAGAGCGUUUGACGAUGAACAGAGACGACCCAGAUGUCGUCGGCGACCGCAGAGCCUACAAUAAUCUUACGGCCGAAGAAAAGAUGGAGAUCAACAGUAGACUCCGCCGAAUCUUUAGAAGAAACGAUCCUCCUCUUUCAGUCUUCUUCUCGAUCUAUUUCCGGAUUAAGCAUGUUAUCAGAGAGUGUAUUCGGAGGGGAAUGACCCAAGAACAGACGCUCGCAUAUAUGCAGAACAAAUUCCGCGGGCUCUCUCCUGUCUACACCCGAAUUUUUUGGACGUCGCUGCAUCAGCCGAUCGCAAGAACCGCUGAGAGCCCGGAUGAGGAAUUGAGCUUGAUCACGCUUCGGAUGUCGAACGAGCAUACGACAGACGCACGAGGGCAGGUGCCGAAUGAACAACGACGUCUUCUGAGGCUAACAGAACUGACAUGUCGAAUGCAAGAACGACUUCUUCAGCGGCAGACGCAAGAACCUCAAGUCCCGAGCCCUUUCCUCGCUACAAUGCCUGAAAACCCUUCUCCUGCUUCUGCUCCCGGAGGCAAUGCGCAGCGGACUCAUAGACCGAGUUACAGUCAACAGCAGCAGCAGCAAGAUGGAGUCGGAGCUAUGAAUCUGCAACAUGGAGCGAUUCCCUACGUGAUGCAAUCUGAAGCACGAGCUUAUCACCGACCGGCACAGCGUCCACGUCUUAGUGGACCCACCCCAAUCCAAGAGCGGCAACCGCAACCGCAACCACAAGCGAGUGAUCAUGGUCAUGGAACCAGCCAUCAGCAAGAUGAGCAACAACAAGAGGGCAGUGGAGAGUCUCUUACAUCUAAUUGAAAGGAUGAUCAAACAAACAGAUGAUAUUCUUACAUCUGAAAAAAAAAACAUUAAUGUCGUAAUCAUUUCCUUCAUCAUGUAAUGGAGAAAACCAACUGAAACUCGUGUCGCCAAAGAUUUUAACAGAGAAAACCAGUCCCAA
Tarenaya hassleriana is the source of this 1000-nucleotide messenger RNA. RefSeq names its product activating signal cointegrator 1 complex subunit 2 homolog. Bases 49 to 858 code for a protein of 269 amino acids. The record is from RefSeq and is a predicted model, not a curated record. The transcript is spliced from 5 exons. Lineage: Eukaryota; Viridiplantae; Streptophyta; Magnoliopsida; Brassicales; Cleomaceae.